AUGACCUCACAAAACGACCACGAUGCCUCGAUUCAGGCAGAACAGAAUUGCUCUGAAGAUGCCCUUAGUGACCGGGAUAUAUGCGAGACCGAGCAAUCUAUCGAGGGAGAAAGCUCAACGCUAAAUGCGGUUGAAGAAAACAUACCGCAGACACCCAACAGACAUCAAGAAGCUAACGGCGUUGCUCGCAGUGAGAGCAAAAAGUCCAUUGAAGCUCCAGCCGUGGUACCUAGAGAUCUAGCAAAAGCCGAAUUCCCGAGAUCCCACAAGCUUUCAACGCUGGCCACGUCGACGUUCGUUCUAGCUUGCUUGACUGUGCCUUGUUGCGUCGCUUUCAUCAGCUUUCUCUGGUCCAAUCCGAAUGGCACUAGGAACAACGAAACGUGGCUCAAAAUAGUCCUGAAUGAUUGGGUUCUGAAGUCUAUCACAAUAAGCACCUUGAUUCUACGAGCUGCUAUUAGUUCCCAAGCAGCUAUCGCAACUUCGAUGCUAGCUUGUAUCAUAAUGGAGACCAAAGGGGUCGCUUUACAUCGUUCAGCGGCUGUAUCUGCCCUGCGUUACGUCAACAACGGGCCACAGAGCCUGACCCUCGCUCUGCGAGACACAUACUCCCAUGCUGGGCCCUGGGCGCCAGUCACCUUGCUACUCUACCUCACUACAUUCGCUCUGCAAUUUGGAUCAACGAUACUCGUGGGUGAUCUCGCCAUUGGAUCGCUCAUAGACCAAGACAAGGCCGAAAAAACUUUUGCGGCGCUGUCCUGGUCAGCAGGAAUCGGUCAGCUCAAUGCGACCAGAUUAGUAGGGGACACUUCAUACUGGGAAGAAUUUCUUCCGGACUUCCCUAUCUUCGCUGAGAAUCAUGAGAAGCCCUCAGCAAGUGAGAUGUCGUCAGAUUAUCCAGUAAGAGAUACAGGGACGACUCUGAGGGCCUUUAUUCCAUUAUCUAACCAGUCUGAACGAACAAUGCUUCACUCGUAUGUCGGCAUGGCUACUGUGGAGGACUCAAGGGUUAUAUGCGUUAGGCCCAAGCUUCACCAAUAUUUCAGCAUUGGCUACGAAUCGGAAAAUUUAGGCUAUCUUUUGAACGGCACUCUAGUACCAGAAAUCGUGCCUCCUGGCCUUAUACUUGCAGAGGAGCCAGCCCUGACUUCCGGUCUACUACCGGUUACAUAUGGCGUCGACACAAAACAGUCCAGCAAUUCUUCAGUAACCCUUAGUUGGAGUCAACAAAUACCCUUCGCUCAUGAUGCUGGGAAAUGGGCCAUAGCCCAGAAUCUCAUGUAUUUUGGCCCAGCACUCGUCUCAUCCCUGGACCCACGUUAUCCCAACAUAGCUACGGAUGCUUCUAUGAACUUUACCAUGGAGAACCCAGAUUACCUUGCCUGGAAUCUGUCCUACUAUCAAGAAGGAGACAGUGUCCAAUUGAUGACCGGUAGGAGCUACGAGCUACUAAAUACCACUGUUUCCAGGCCCGAAAACAACACCAACAUGUUCUUCAGCCCAAUGCAAGAACAAAAUAAGCUGGCUAUCAACUCCCAAGACGAAUGGCUGGUAUUCACGAUUCCCAAUAUCCCAGACUUCCGGCUUUCCGUAUCCCUCUGUUUCGACUCGUUCGCCUCAAUCAACGCCGAAGUCAACUCCACGAGCCAGCAGCCCAGCAACGAGCCUUCUCUGGGGUCCUGGAAUGCUUCCACUGGACAUUUGGACACGACAAAAUUGCGAGAGCAACUCGGUGCGCUCCCAAGCCAGAGCCAAGCCCCCACGGACCGAGGCAUCAUGAGCCUUGAGACUGGCGCAGAGGAUCUCAGAGACCAGGUCCAGGCCUGGUAUGCCGAGGCAAAGCUCCAGGGCGCGGGAAACAUAUCCUUCCCGACCCAAAAUUUCCUCGCCAUGGUCAGCAAAGACACGUACUCCUGGGGAACCUGGAUGUGCGCAGAUUGCGGGAUGGACUUUGUGAACCACUCCGCUAUCAACAUCAGUUACGUCCCCAACAACGCCCUCCAGGAGCAAAUCUUCCAGGAUGUAGUUCAGACCACAGGGGACACCUCGAGGGCCUGGCAGGCAUAUUACACCAUCCUCGGCCGUCUAGCUUACUAUGAGACACUGCCAUAUUUUGAUGUUGAAGCCAAUGUUUCGGUGACGUCGUUUAGGAACAUCCAGUUCCCCCAGUCCAGCAGGGGCCUGGCAGCCGUCUGUGCCAUGCUUUUUGUGCAUGUUGGCCUCAUAGUUUUGGUCACGACGGCUUUCCUGGUGCAAACUCGGAUCUCCCGAAUUGGUGAUAACGCAUGGCUCAAUUUAGUACAGGCUGAUUUAGCGGCCAUGGAACAUGUGUUCAAGGCGUCCGCGACCGUCGCACUUGAUCGAGCGAGAGCUGUGCCUGGAACAACUCUGCAGAGCUUCUCGUCGACUGUGGCGCCGGCUAUGACUAUUUCGACGGACAGUGUGGCCUGCGUAUGGGGACUACGGACCCCUCAUUGUUUGGACGAUAUUGACUGA
This is a messenger RNA of Diaporthe amygdali, 2496 nucleotides long. RefSeq lists its product as uncharacterized. The transcript has 4 exons. Lineage: Eukaryota; Fungi; Ascomycota; Sordariomycetes; Diaporthales; Diaporthaceae. The record is from RefSeq and is a predicted model, not a curated record. The coding region runs from base 1 to 2496 and encodes 831 amino acids.